GAAACACUUUCUGAUUUCAAGCCAUCGUUUAUGCGGUACUAAAAGAGCAAUUCUCAUUAUAUAUAAAGCAUACUGUUUUCUCCUAUUCAUCCACCGUAUUCUAUGUCUUGUCUUUGCCCAGCGCUGCCCAAAGUACAUUUUUAUUUUUAUUGAGUAUGUCCUAGGUAGAGAGGCUAUCCGUGCGUCAAGGAAAAUGGGAUCAUCAUGCGAUUGGGGAACAAGGCUCUUCAGUAAACCACACGCAAAGGCAGCACAUCUGAGGGACUGCGAGAUGUCGGAGAGAUCAGUCGCACUACGGACAUGCUUCACAUACAGCGAGCAGAAUGAUUUUAUAUGAUGAAUAUGGAGUUUUUGCGAUCUGCUACGUUUCGAUUACUUGCGUGCGCCUUGAUCACCUACGCACUGGUUAUAGGGAUAGAUGGUCUUUCUACCCUGAAGGCAAGGUCAGCGGUACCAACAACAAACCAGUGUACCCCCAACCCCUGUUAUAACCGGGCCAUCUGCCGUAGCCGUGAUGAUGGCUACUUGUGUUUCUGCGUGCCUGGAUUCCAGGGUGAGCACUGCCAGAUCGAGGUGAACGAGUGUGUGUCACAGCCCUGCAGGAAUGGAGCCACCUGCAUGGACAAAGUUAGUGGCUACACUUGCCUCUGCAACUCAGGGUUCACAGGAUCCACCUGUGAGAUCCAGAUUGACGAGUGUCAAUCACAGCCCUGCCUCAACAGUGGGAGUUGUCAUGACUACAUCAACCAUUUCUCAUGCAACUGCAUGCCUGGUUUCCAGGGAGAUCGCUGUGAAAUCAAUGUAGAUGAGUGUCAAGACCAGCCAUGCCUAAAUGGGGCUCUGUGUAUUGAUGGGGUAAAUGGGUACAGCUGUGACUGCUCUUUGACUGCUUUCACUGGCCAACACUGCGAAACCCCUUCGCCGCAGUGCACAUCCCAACCCUGCCUCAACAGUGCCACCUGUCUGGAGGAUUAUGGGAACUACAAAUGUGACUGCUUGCCAGGGUUCAAGGGUCGGCAGUGUGAGGUGGAUGUGAGUGAGUGCAGCAGCAGUCCCUGUAUGUACGGGGGCGCAUGCAUAGAACUGUCCUGGCAGAGUCUGUAUGGUUCAGAGCCUCUGCUUCCAGACCACUACGACCCUCAGCAUGCCACAGGCUUCAUCUGUCACUGCAAUUCAGGAACCACAGGUACCCUUUGCGAAGAGAUAGUGGAAGCAUGUGACCCUAACCCUUGUGAGAAUGGGGGUCAGUGUGAGAGCAUUGUGGGGGGCUAUGUGUGCCACUGCUCCCAGCAGAGCCAAGAUGAGUUCCUGUAUGUGGGCCAGAAUUGCAGCGAGGCCUUGCUGGGCUGCGAAGGCCAUAAGUGUCAGAACAAGGGCUCCUGCUCUCCAUUCUUGAUUGACGGGUAUCAUGGCUACUCUUGCCUCUGUACCCCAGGGCACACUGGGCCUCUCUGCCAGACCUCCACAGCCUUCUCCUUUGAGCAAAGAGGCUACCUGCUGCUACAGAGCCCCACAGUGGCCACAGAGGCUCACUGCAACAUCACCCUGAGCUUCCGGACAGUGCUUCCCCGGGCCAUGCUCUUCCAGCGGAUAAGUGGAGGGAUCGUCCUGGUUCUGGAGCUGCUUGACGGGCAGCUAAGACUCAACAUGUGGAGAGAGGCUUCAGGUGGAGGUGGGGCCAAAAGAGAGUCCUUGCAGCUUAGCCAGACAUUGGAGCUCCCUGUUAACGUGACAGACGGGGAGUGGUACUCUGUGGAGGCCCUGUUGGGCGAUGGCCUACUCAGCCUCAGGCUCCUGGAUGGUGGGAUCUGUUGGGAACAGGAAUGUCAGAGGAAAGCCCUGGUCGAAGGCACCUUGCCUGGGGCAGAAACUCAGGAGUCUCCCGUCCAGACCACCUCCAUCGGCGGAGUGGUGGAGGCAGAUGGGGUCACGAACCAGGCCUUCAUCGGCUGUCUGCGGGACGUGUUUGUGGACUCCCGGCUCGUGGAUCCAGGGUUGUGGCUGAGCGACUUGGCAGUGAAUGUCACUCCAGGCUGCAACCACAGAGACAGAUGCCAAGACAGACCGUGUCAGAACAGAGGGCAGUGCAUCAACCAAUGGCAGAGUUACCAGUGCCGUUGCCCCAGGCCAUACGAUGGUCCGGACUGCACAGAGGAGUAUGUUUCGGGCCGCUUUGGCAAUGAGGACUCUCAGAGCUAUGCUGUCUUCACCAUCACAGAUGACCCAGGAAGUGACAUCACGAUCUCUUUUUUCCUACGCACACGCCGCCACACUGGCAUCUUGCUGGUGAUCGCCAACAGCACCAGCCAAUACCUACGCCUGUGGCUAGAUGAGGGGCGAAUCAAAGUUCAGCUUCAUAACUUUGAGACCUUGACUAGUGAAAGAGUGGUUAACAAUGGUGAAAUCCACUUUGUGAGUGUGGUGGUGGACCAUGAGCAUAUGGACCUCUACGUGGCCAACCGGAAGCAGGGCAGGGCGGAGGUCAGGAUGAUUGACAGUCAGAUGGGGGAUGUGGUGUAUGUGGGGGGUCUCGCGGAGUUAAAGGCAUCCUCCGCGUUUGGGGGCUAUUUUAAAGGUUGUAUCCAGGACCUGAGGAUCAACGCUGAGAGACUGCAAUUCUUCAUGCUGGACGCCAGGGUGACGUCAUAUCCUCUGGAGCUCAUGGCUAAUGUCACGGCGGGCUGCACUGGUGACGACUCCUGCAUUAGCAACCCAUGUCAGAACGGGGGUAUGUGUUACUCUGUCUGGGAUGACUUCACCUGCACCUGUCCCCCCAACACGGCAGGGCGUCGUUGUGAGGAGGUCAAGUGGUGUGAGCUGUCCCCCUGCCCUACAGAGGCAGAGUGCCACACUCUCAUCCAAGGAUAUGAAUGCUUUGCCAACGCUACCUUCCUUGACAACAGCAGUGUGCUGUCUUACCGUGGUAACGGUCAUAUCCGACGUAGUCUGACCAGCAUCUCCCUCGCCGUGCGCACCCGCAAACGCCACACCUCCCUCCUGCAUGCAGAGCGCGGGCUGGAGUUUGUGACGGUGUCUGUGCAAGAUGGCCUUCUCGUUCUGGAGCUCCAGAGCAGGGCGGCGGAGGGGGAGGGCUCGUCCACAGUCUCCCUGAGCAGCCGGAGGCUGGUCAGCGAUGGGGUGUGGCACAAGGUCCACCUCUUCAUGGUCACUCCCUGGGCAGAGGUGUCACGCUGGACUCUGGUGCUGGAUGAGGACACAGAGGAUGCUAGGACUUCUGGCAACGAAGGGGGCAACUUGGACUUCCUAAGGGAGGAGGUGGACAUCCUGCUGGGGGGGCUGGGACCCAAGGAUGGCUGGAGCCUGGUGGGGUGCAUGAGCACUGUGGAGGUUGGUGGCAUUGCCCUGCCCUACUACAGCCCUUCAGAGGUCAAACUGCCCCGGACACAGGAAGAGCAGUUCCUGCUGAUGUCAUCCAGCGAGCCCCGGAGCGGUUGCAGUGGAGGUACUGUGUGUGAACCCAACCCGUGUCUGAACGGAGCCAGCUGCCAGGACAAAUGGAACCUGUUCAGCUGUAGCUGCGAGGAGGGUUGGACUGGACGUCGCUGUGAGGUCAACGCAAACAUGUGCACCUCUAACCCUUGUGUCCAUGGCAACUGUAGCAUUCAGGGACCAGCGUAUGAGUGUGCUUGUGAGUUCGGCUACACUGGGGUGGACUGUGAGGAAGUGGUGGAUGUGUGUGAGAACCAUCUGUGUGCUCACGGUGCCACAUGUCUACAUGGAGUGGGCAGGUACGCGUGUCUGUGUACAGAGAACUACACAGGACCUUACUGCAGUGAUCGCAUUGAGGAAAUUCCAUGGUACUUAGUAGUCAACAGGAAAAUUAAGACCAAGCUGCCAGUGUCCAUAUGUGGAGACGAAAAUAGAAACUACACCUGUUUCAACGCGGGGAACUGCACUGAGAGAGACCUAUCCUGUGACUGUCUAUCUGGCUUCACAGGACACCGCUGUGAGCAGGAGGUGGAUGAGUGCAAGUCCAACCCCUGCCUGAAUGGGGGCUACUGCCGAAACCUCAUUAACAAGUACCAAUGUGUGUGUGAAAUGAGCUUCGCUGGGGACAAUUGCCAGAUCGAUUUGACUUCUGAGGGUCAAAUCUCUAACCUGUUGCUGUCGGUCAGUCUAGUGUCUGUGUUGCUGCUGCUAGUUUUGGUCAGUACCUCUGUGGGCCUUCUUAUGGCGCUGAACCGAAGAGCCACUCACGGCACCUAUAGUCCCAGCCGACAGGAGAAAGAGGGAUCCCGUGUAGAGAUGUGGGACAUAGCUCAGCCGCCACCUGUGGAGAGACUCAUAUAGAAGAUUAGACACUCCUUGGCCUGGGCCCAGUUCUAAAAUCACCCUCAACACAGUGGGGAGACCUUGAUCCCAUGUUCAGGGGAUAGAGAUCUCUCUUGUCCCAUCUUCGGAAGAAAAAAAAAAACUUGGGGUUUCUACUGUUUCUUUUGUACGCCUUUGCCUCAGCUUCCAUUAUAAAUAUCUUUAACUUAUAUUUGGCGUUAGAUUGGAGACACAUUUUGUGCAUGCACAAUUAUACAUCAUUGAAAGAGCAGAGAACUUGAAAAACUUGACUGGCAAGCAGAGAACCAAAUAAACUAAAUUGAGUUUUAUUCAAAGAAUAAAUUAACGUUUAUAAUGUUUAUUUUUGUCAUAUGUUCCCAUUUUU
Molecule: messenger RNA, 4678 nt
Organism: Esox lucius (northern pike)
Lineage: Eukaryota; Metazoa; Chordata; Actinopteri; Esociformes; Esocidae
Gene: crb1
Product: crumbs cell polarity complex component 1
Exons: 13
Coding region: 334-4311 (1325 amino acids)
Biological process (GO): establishment or maintenance of epithelial cell apical/basal polarity; heterophilic cell-cell adhesion; Notch signaling pathway
Cellular component (GO): protein-containing complex; plasma membrane
Molecular function (GO): Notch binding; calcium ion binding
Source: RefSeq, a predicted model, not a curated record